Molecule: messenger RNA, 1023 nt
Organism: Cylicostephanus goldi
Lineage: Eukaryota; Metazoa; Nematoda; Chromadorea; Rhabditida; Strongylidae
Source: the annotation of a GenBank genome assembly
AUGGAUCUAAGCCAGUCCGACAUCUCUCAACAAGGUGAUGAUGUGGUGUCAGAGCCUGAAUGGGUUCAGUCUAAGGUUAAUGCUUCGUUGAAGAGAGGCGCUGAAAAGGCUAAAGUCGAGCACGUCGAUGUUGACGUAGAGACCUCAAAAAGCUCGUACGAAGCGGAAGUAACUCCUUCUAUAAAGAAGCCGAACACUGAACAGAAGUUGGCGGAGGAGCCUCCAGCGCAUGAAGAGAAUGUGCAGACUAACUUCGAAGGCAGCGUGGUCUCUGCAGGUUGUGCCCUACACUUCGAAGCAAAUACAGUUGUAGAUGUGCCAUUGCUAAGUGUCGUAACAAUCUCUGGAAAUGUCCUAGCCGACGAUGGCGCAACAUCUGUUCAGCUGCUAUGUGAAGAAUCAGACUAUGCAACGGAUACUGACACAUCCGCACUACUCCGGGGCACAGUACAGUUCUUCAACCGAAAUUCGCCAUUAGAAACACUACGGUCAAGUACUUCUCUUAGUGUUUCUCAAAGAAGCUCCAAGAUCCUUCCGGAUGCACCCGAAAAUGAGAACGACGGCUGUGCUGAGAUCACUGUCACUGUAGAUCUACGGAGGAAAUCACCAGUCGAUAUCGAAGAAGUUGUAACUCAGUUUGCAAACCCAUCAGAACUUCCAAAAACAGACGAACAGGAUUCUUUGGCUGCUACAGGAUCUGCCAGAACCUCCACAGCAGAUGAAACAAUUCAUCUUGUAGUGGAAGAGACUCUUCUGUCGCAAAUGGCUUCAUCGGCGCCGACAGAUGACACUGGCAGAUCGCUCACCUCCUCGCCGACCUCGAAGGGACUAAUCAGAGAGACUGACAUCCUCAGCGAUGAAUCGGUAUCGGUGAUGACGGAAAUUAGUCAAAGCGUAACAGAUUUCGUUGACCAGACAUUCACCUUUGUCCGAGCAGAUGCAAGAAAGCGACUCAUUGCGAUAGUUUACUUGGACACCCGUCAGUUUGCGCGAGCUAACGUAGCAGCUGAUAAUACCUUUGAU